GAGGAGUUGGUCGUCGGCGAGGUGUAAGGUUCGAGGAAAGACCUGUUAAAUCGCACCUAAUCAAGCUCUUGGCUCAUCUCAAGUGAAAAUCCUCUAGUGUGGAAGCUUCGUUUUAGGAAAAUAAUAUUUACUCGUUUUUUAAGAUGGAAAUGACCGAGAUUGUUGACCAAGGAAAGGUUCGUCUGCCGAAUCAGAGCAGUUCCAACUCCAAUCGCUGUGCUGAUGACGACAAGACGAUUCAGAAAGUCGUCCACAAAUUGAGAAGACUGUUCGACAAUGUGAUAAUUGGAGAUAAAGUCACUCCCAGAUCUGCAAUUAUAGAGACUGAUUACGAACAAAGCAGCGGCUCGGACAAAACUGAGCAUCUCGUACCAAACAUGAACAACUUCGGUUCCUUUGAUGAUCUCUUUGAGGACAGACUUUGUAACAGUAUUACUGAACAACUGGAGAGGCUUUUGGUGGCUCAUGGAAAUAAUGAUCUCAACUGUCAGCUUUUAGUGCCCUCUGACUUCUCAUCUAGAAUUGCCCAAGAUGUCCUUCGUAUGUCACAGAAUGAGCCAUGUGGAAUUCGAGGCUGUGUGCUGUUCAUCAACAUGCAAGAGAAAUCUGUAUGCAGAAAGAUUGGUAGAAUUGAAUGUGAUCCCUCUACGGUCGCUACCUUUGAACUUUAUUUAACAUUGAGGGAAGACACAAGGCCCUGGGUGAUAGCGAAGAACGUGUUGGCCUCUGUUAGAGGCCGAAUGAAUGGUAGCUCCAACUCAACAAAAGUGCUUUGUCCUGGCUACCAGUUGGCCAAAAGAAAACUGUAUCGUCCAAACUGAAGGCUUUCAUUGCAACUGUUUCCAGUUUCACCCUCUCAAGAACUGCUGUGAUGACGAUGUGGUACAUAUAUAUCAUCACUAGUGCUGCUGUGACAAUAUCUUAAUGGUUUGUCUCCUUGUGAUAUAGACUUGUCUUGUAUAUAGUGAUGCAGGGUUAUGCGCAAAGAUUCUAUCAGUAUUGGACAACCCUUUAAAGACUGGAGACUGUGCUUUGAGUUGGGUGCCAUACAUUGGACAGUUCAUCAUUGACACUGAGGCAAUAUUUAGACAUUAUCAAUUGUUUACCAUGCAUUGUUUUUAUAAGUGACCUAGUCAGAAGUGUAUAUGCUUUUACAGGUUGUAUUGCUGUCUGUGAAUGCAAGAUUUGAAUGGAUUAAGUCAUUCAGCAUUAACCAUUUCACUGUUUUUUUGUAGAAAAAAGUCAUUAUUUUCAUACCUGUUCUCAGUUGGAAGUGUAAAUGUGUACACUGAAAGUAUAAAGUCAUCUGUGAUAGAAAUACGUGUAGUUUCAAUAGUUUGUACUUUGGUAUAUUUUUCCACAAGUAAUAACGCACAUUCCUUUUCAAAAGGUUACGAGUUUGUACUAGGGUUUUGUAUGAUACACCAGUUUUCAACUGUACUAAAAGCUUUUCGCUCUAAGGGAUGCAUUUUGUUCUAUAUGAGCUGUCAAAUUCCAUAAGAAAUUUGUUGAAGUCAUCCUGGUUUGUUGUCCUUCACAUGUGAUAAACUGCAAAGAAUCUGCCAUCAGAUUUUGAAUACUUUUAGCAUAGCAUUGGUUUUGGAGGCUAUAAUGUUAAUGCUCCAAAAUAUUUAAAUUUCUAUGAAAUUAUGAGUAUCAUUUUUUAGGAAGUUUAGUUCACUGUUCUGUAAAAUCUAUAAGGAUAUUGUAUGUCCUCCGGUCAGUUCAUUGUUUCUGACAACUGUCCAGUAAAGUGAUCACAAAUCAAUAAUUUGUGUUU
Messenger RNA from Liolophura sinensis, 1780 nucleotides. RefSeq names its product DNA damage-inducible transcript 4-like protein. Lineage: Eukaryota; Metazoa; Mollusca; Polyplacophora; Chitonida; Chitonidae. The transcript has 2 exons. Gene Ontology annotation, cellular component: cytoplasm. The record is from RefSeq and is a predicted model, not a curated record. Gene Ontology annotation, biological process: apoptotic process; negative regulation of signal transduction; regulation of TOR signaling. Bases 144 to 821 code for a protein of 225 amino acids.